AUGAUUAUAGACAAUGUCGAAGCUUUGAAGUCGUGGCUGGCUAAACUACUUGAGCCAAUAUGCGAUGCUGACCCGUCUGCGCUAGCCAACUACGUGGUAGCUUUAGUUAAGAAGGACAAACCUGAGAAAGAACUGAAAGCACUUUGUGCUGAUCAACUGGACGUCUUCUUGCAAAAAGAAACCACAGGAUUUGUCAAUAAACUCUUUGAAUGUUUAACAACCAAAAAUUACCUGGGAAGCACACCUGUUAAAGAGGAUCCUAAAGAAGAAACGAAAGCCGCAGUGCAGAAGGUCGAGGAAAAAGACGAGGUGGGUCACGUCGACGAUGACAGAGAGAAUCGGCGGAGAAGAAGUCCUCUAAGGAACCGUUCUGAGUUCAAUGAAUCAAGGUCCAGGGACGACCGGAGGCGAGACGAUCGAAAGAGGCGCGACGCCGACCGUCACGGGAAGGGCAGCGACUCGUACCGCGAGCGUCACGAGCGGCGCGGGGGGAACUCCCGGGGGCGGAGCUACAGCCGAAGCCACAGUCGCAGCCGCAGUCGUAGCGGCAGCCGCGGCAAGAGCAGGGACAGGGAGCACAGAGGAAGAGAGCAUCGGUCCAAGUUUGAACUGGAGAGGAAAGAGGCGGAGCUGUACAACCCCUCCACCUCCAUCACCGUCGGCAACUCCCAGCAGCCACAGCACCAACCGCCGCAGGGCCCACCCCCCAUGAUGCCUCUGCCCCCUCUCCAACACCCGUUCCCCUCCUCGGGGGUCCCCGUGGUCCCCAGCGUGGUUACGGUGGCGGCGCCGGCUCACCUGCCGGAUAGCACCACGGAGAGCUGGUCAGGUUACUACCCCAACCACAACCACGGCAAGAGCGGUGCACUGAAGCACCGGUGCAGGGACUACGACGAGAAAGGUUUCUGCGUCCGAGGUGACCUCUGCCCUUUUGACCACGGAAAUGACCCGCUGAUUGUGGACGACGUCACGCUGCCCGCUAUGAUCCCGUUCCCUCCGCCGCCCGGGAUGCCCCCCGCCCGGAUGCCCAUGCCUCCCAUGACGGAGCCGCCCCCAAACCUGCGCAUGCCCCCGCCCCCUCACGCCCAGCCCCCUCCUCCAGGGAUUUACCCCAUGCCAGGGCCACCGUUAGUACCAACGAGCGUGAUUCAUACACCAGCCCAAUCGGGGACGAGCGCAGCCUCCUCUUUGGCCCCGCCUGGAGUGGGACCACCUCCUCCUCCUCCUCUUCCUCCUUCUCUUUCUUCUCCUUCCUCCUCCUCCUCCUGCUCUGGUCCUCUCCGUCCUCACUACACUGUGUCCGAAUAUAACUACGAUCCGGAGGCGUAUAACCCAGAGUCUCCGGGCAUUACCGGAGCGGGUCGACCUCAGUACCGACAGUUCAUCCCUCGUAUCCAGACCCAGCGGUCGAACCUCAUCGGACUCACCUCGGGAGACGUCCAGACCUCCAGAGCGGCCAACAUUGUGAUCCAGACAGAGCCAUCAAUAACGAAUGCGUCGAGCGGAGAGGCCAGACACAGCGGGGAGACGGAGAACAGGAAAAGGCCCAUGACCGGCACAGACGGUCCCCAGGCUAAAAAACCCUGGAUGGACAAGCAAAAUUUUAACAACCAGCAUUCAAAACCCAGCUUCCCGAAGAAGAACCACUAUGUCAACACCAAGCUCGAGGUUCGCAAAAUCCCCCGCGAACUGAACAAUAUCACUAAACUAAACGAGCAUUUCAGCAAGUUUGGGACUAUCGUCAACAUUCAGGUUGUGCUUGGGGGCGACCCGGAAGCGGCUCUGAUCCAGUACACAGCCAAUGAGGAGGCACGGAGAGCCAUCUCCAGCACAGAGGCGGUGCUUAACAAUCGCUUCAUUCGUGUUUAUUGGCACAGGGAAGAGCAACAAGAGCAGGGGACCAAUCAAAACCCUGCCACGGGAUCCCAACACAACACAGCACCACACAAGGUGGUUAGCAAGCAGCACAGCCCAGGAGCAUAUGUGCUGAACAAAACCUUCCCCAAACAGAGACCGACCGCUGGGACAGGAACCGCCGGCACUGUGGACCCUGUUAACCCAACCCCAGAGCCCUCAACGACGGCAGCGCCUGCGUCUAGCCUGCAGAAAGGACCCUACACACGCACAGUCUUAAAAGCUUCCUCAAAGUCACUGGGGAAAACCGGCAAAGCACUGGAGGCCCAGGAAGUGCUGAAGAAGAAACAGGAAGCAUUGAAACUGCAGCAAGACAUGAGAAAGAGAAAACAGGAGAUGCUGGAGAAACAGAUAGAAUACCAAAAGGUGCUGAUAAACCGUUUGGAGAAGAACCGGGGAAUGAAGCCAGAGGAAAGGGCAAACAUCAUGAAGACGCUGAAGGAACUGACGGAGAAGAUCUCUCAGCUGAAAAACGAAAUCAGCCCGGCCUCCGUGUCCGGUGCCGGUACCCCUCAGGCCAAGACCAAGACCGACGCUCAGAGGGAGCUGCUGGACGCGGAGUUGGACUUUCAUAAGAAGCUGACUUCAGGAGAAGACACCACAGACCUGAAGAAGAGGCUGGGGCAGCUACAAGUCGAGGCAACGAGGUUGGGUCUGAUACCAGCAGGGCGUGCCAAGGUGACCCCCACGCGUGGACGAAUCAGAGGACGGGGGCGGAGCCUGCGGGGUCGUGGAGGGGGCAGUCACAUGGUUGUAGAUCACCGGCCACGGGCUCUGACCAUCCUGGGCGUCACGCAGGAGGAGAAGGAGGAGCUGAUGCCGCACUUUGUGAAAUUCGGAGAGGUUGAGGAGCUUCGUGACCAAGAUGCCAACAGUGUCGUCAUGACGUUUAAGACGCGCGGUGAAGCGGAAAACGCUGCGAACCAAGGGGCAAAGUUCAAAGGGCGUCUUCUCCAGAUCUCCUGGUACAAACCCAAAACUCCAUCCGUCUCCGCGGAGCCUGAGGAAGAGGAGGCAAAGGAGGACGUGCACACGGAUCCCGUUAGCCCUUUCUUGCUCCCAGAGGAAGAGGAGGAGGAUGAUGACGAAGACGAUGAGAACGAGAGCCGCUCGUGGAGACGAUGAA
Messenger RNA from Chanos chanos (milkfish), 3040 nucleotides. It is a transcript of the gene rbm27, whose product is annotated as RNA binding motif protein 27. Gene Ontology annotation, cellular component: nucleus. The transcript is spliced from 21 exons. Bases 1 to 3039 code for a protein of 1012 amino acids. Lineage: Eukaryota; Metazoa; Chordata; Actinopteri; Gonorynchiformes; Chanidae. The record is from RefSeq and is a predicted model, not a curated record. Gene Ontology annotation, molecular function: metal ion binding; RNA binding.